Molecule: messenger RNA, 1580 nt
Organism: Umbelopsis ramanniana AG
Lineage: Eukaryota; Fungi; Mucoromycota; Umbelopsidomycetes; Umbelopsidales; Umbelopsidaceae
Exons: 1
Coding region: 305-1453 (382 amino acids)
Molecular function (GO): oxidoreductase activity, acting on NAD(P)H
Source: RefSeq, a predicted model, not a curated record
CUCAGAUAAAAGUUUAAAAACGUCCUGUAAUUUUAUUGGUUGGUCAGCAUCCGAGAAUCACCAGACUCUAGAUCACGCGCGGUACAGGUGUUUGGAAUUCACAGUUGGAUGGACAUUGCAUUGCUCUCAAAGGAGCGUAGGUUGGAUGUCAUUAGUGCCAAUACCUGUCACGUCAAGGAUAUAGUAGAGAGUACACUUUCUAACUUUGUCCACUUUCCAAAACCCGGCUUACGGCAUUGAAGUUCCAGGGCUGACGCAAAUGGUUCCGAACUUUUAGGCGGCCGCCGAGAAGUCACGGGACUGCAUGUACAGGUAUGAAGACGGUCGAAUUUAUCCGUGCUAUGCAGGUAUAUAUAAGCUAUAUGGUGAGUUUUCAUCCAUUAUCCACAACACUAAAGAAAAGAUGUCUCCUUCAAAUAACGCUGCAUGGCUAGAAGAAAAAUUGGCCAAACCCUUGACUGUCAAGCCUGCCCCUUAUACUCCUCCAGGUGCCAAUGAGAUCGUUGUCAAGAACCACGCCGUAGCCAUCAACCCUGUGGAUGCUUUUAUUCAAACCAGAGGUGAUGUAGUCUUUGACUGGAUCAAGUACCCUACGGUUAUUGGUGUUGAUUUGGCUGGUGAGGUUGUCGAAGUUGGUAGUGAAACAGCAUCGCGCUUCAAGAUUGGUGACAGAGUCACUGGCGCGGGUUUGGGCACCAUACCAGAACGCAACACCCCUGUGGAAGGAGCUUUCCAAAACUACACGGUUGUCCUUGCUGACUUGGCCACCAAAAUCCCGGAAUCCUUAAGUUACGCGCAGGCAUCUGUACUUCCAUUGUGUUUGGCUACUGCUGCCACUGGUCUUUUCGUCGAGGAAUAUCUUGGCUUGCAACUUCCAACAGAGCCUGCUCAACCAUCCACUGGAAAGGCUCUUGUCAUAUGGGGAGGCUCCACAAGCGUUGGAAGCAAUGCCAUUCAAUUGGCUGUCGCUGCAGGUUACGAAGUGUUCACAACUGCUUCACCUAAAAAUUUCAAUUACGUGAAGAGUCUCGGUGCCAGCCAAGCCUUCGACUACAAUGAUGAAAAUGUGGUUCAGAAAAUGAUCGACGUUUUGAAGGACAAGGAACUCGCUGGUGCUAUGGCCAUUGGAAUGAACUCUCUCCAUCCUUGUGCCACUAUCCUGAGCAAGACUAAAGGAGCAAAAUUCGUUGCCGACGUUAUGGCCCCAUCUGUAACGACCCCUAUUCCAGAAGAAUUAGGUGUAACUAGCAAAUUUGUAUUCGGCUCUAAUCUGAAAAACGAUGGCGUUGGUAAAGCUGUAUUCCAUACCUUCCUCGAAAAGGGUUUGGAAUCUGGAAAGUUCAUUGCUGCCCCAGAGGCUGAAAUCGUUGGUCAUGGUCUCGAGAGUAUUCAGCUCGGAUUCGAUACUUUGUUGAAGGGCGUAUCAGCAAAGAAGAUCGUAAUUACUUUAUAGUAGUUAACCCAUGAGCCACGACUGACUGUUUCUAUUCCCUUGUGUUAAAUCUUUAUAUCUUGAUGCUGUAGGAAAUUCAUGUUGUAACAAAAAUGAAAUAAAGAAAUAGGUAUAUUUUUGAAAAAAA